Messenger RNA from Mesorhabditis spiculigera, 1335 nucleotides. The record is from the annotation of a GenBank genome assembly. Lineage: Eukaryota; Metazoa; Nematoda; Chromadorea; Rhabditida; Rhabditidae.
AUGGACGAGCUCGUCGUCUCGUCGGUCAACGAGGUUCCGGAACCCGAAGAGCUCGAGGAGGCGGGGAAACUUGUCGAGCAUUUCGAUUGCAUAGAGCAGCUCUCGAAGAAGCUCGGCAAGUCGGUGCCCACGUGGGAUGGGCUUGAGAACUUUAAAAGUGUUUAUCAGGAAGAGCAAUACGAGCUCUCGGCGAUUGAGACGAUCGAUAGUGCGAUUGACGCGGGGAAUUGGAACGAGUCGAAUUAUCAAACCUACUCAUUCUCCCAACUCUUCCUCCAACCCCGGCCCUACACCCGGCGAGCGACCUCGCUGAUUUCGAAGCCCAUCCCCUACUCAAACUGGCACCCGCACAACCCACACCGCAUGUUCGAGCAGUGUUUUGCAAGGCUACAAGCCGAGUACAAGAAGAAGAAGAUCGGCAUUCAGGGCAUGUAUCUGGAGCAGGGGACGAUGCAGGCGCUGAUCGAGCUUCGAUUCGGCGGUUUCUUGGACAGCCGUCAAUUCGUGUGCAGCCAAAAGAUGUUGCUCAUCGUGCAGUAUGGCAUUUUGGAGGGCGUGAUCAUGGUCGCCCCGCACGAAGACUGGUUUUUCACUGACGCGACGGGCGAUAAAAAGGUCGACACCACGAAGGAGAGCGAGUACCUCGUCUAUCGGAAGCUCACCACCCAGACGAACAUCCACCUCGUCCAGAUGAGCUCCCAGGUCAACUAUCAGAACCCCGAGCACCUCUCCACGCUCUUCAACCAUUUCGCUAAGAUCCAGCACAUUUUUGAUACGCCGUGCAAGUCGUGCUCAAAAGCCAGCCCAGACGGAGCGGACGACGACAAGAAGGGUAAGGAUGCGAAGAAGGACGAGGCUAAGUCACCGUCAAAGCCCGAGCCGGAAGUAGGCCAGUCAGUCCUGCAGCAGGCCUCCACCCAGGGCACCGAGAUCGGGACCACGGGGAAGCCGUCGCCGGAAGCGGCCUCACCCAGCACCGACAGCAAGGAGCGCAACCUCCCGAGUACCAUCAACCAAGCCGGCCGUACCCGCCAACUCGCCACCUCCACCUUCAUCCUCGCCCCGUUGAAGAAGGACAAGCGCGAAAGGAUGAUGCAAGGAGGCCAGAAGAAACAUGACAGGCUGGCCGAACAGGUCGAGCGGCGAAACGAGGGAAAGAAUUUGACACCCGCCGGCUGGAACGGCAUCCGCUCCAUCAAGGUCACCCCAAAGCCGGCUGGCUUCGCCAGGCUGAUCCACCCCUCCGGCAUGGAAGAGCCGGCACCGAGGCCACGCUCGCACGCCAACGAGGAGCCGGAAAAGCCUCCUCCAAAGAAGGGCUGUUGCACCAUCCUG